Molecule: messenger RNA, 1569 nt
Organism: Lactuca sativa (garden lettuce)
Lineage: Eukaryota; Viridiplantae; Streptophyta; Magnoliopsida; Asterales; Asteraceae
Source: RefSeq, a predicted model, not a curated record
AUGGAGUCAUUUCCUAACCACGAGUUGCCAAAACUCAAUGUGUUAACACAUCUGUCAAUAGUAAAUUGUGACAGUAUGGAUGCAUCCUUUUCUGGUGGGCUUUGGCCUCCAACAUUGUGUCGCCUUAAAAUAGGGGGGUUGAAGACGCCCAUUUCAAAGUGGGACCCACAGACUUUUCCAACCUCACUUGUUGUCCUAAGUUUACAUGGCGGACAGUCGGAAAAUGUGAGUAAUUUCAGUCAGUUGUCCCAUUUUCCUUCAUCUAUUACUUCUCUUGAAAUAUAUGGAUUUGAGAAACUUGAAUCAGUUUCAAUGGGACUCCAACACCUCACCUCCCUCCAGCAUCUUACCACUUUAAUUGAGAAAUUGAAAUCACUUUCAGUGGGACUCCCAACACCUCACUUCCCAAACAUGAUAAUACAAAAAAGGAGUGAUUUGGAAUUGCUCACGAGGCUAAUGCUCAUUGGUGGGACUGAUUACACCGGUGUGCUUACUGUAGCUUCAUCAGUUACUAUUUUGAAUGUAACUGAUAUUUCAAGAGUUAAUCAUCAGCUGUUGGGAGGUGUUUUAAAGUAUCUUGGUGCAGUUGAGGAAGUAACCAUCGAGGAGUGUAAGGAGAUAAGAUGCCUGUGGGAAUCAGACACAGAGGCAAGUAAGGUUCUUGUUAAUUUAAGGAUUUUGGAUGUACAUUUUUGUUCAAAUUUGGUGAGUUUAGGAGAGAAAGAUGAUGAGAAUUGUGCGAGCAACCUAACUUCUCUUAGGAGGUUGGAGGUAUGGUAUUGCCAUAGCUUGGAGAAUGUUAGUUGUCCAAAUAGCAUUGAGUCACUGAAACUUCAUGGUUGUGAUUCAAUUACAUCUGUCUUCUUCCCAACCGAAGGACGACUGAACCUCAAGUCACUUUCCAUUGUACAUUGUAAGAAACUAUGGGAAAAGGACUUGAAAGGAGGCCAGAAGACUAGGGUGCUCAUCAACUCAACCAUCUGGAUGCUUGAAUUUGUGAGGUUAAGUUACUUCAUUCACCUCACCAAAUUGAAAAUAGAAGAUUGUCCACAUAUGGAGUCAUUUCCUUAUGAUGAGUUGCCAAAUCACAAUGUUUUAGAACGUCUGACGAUAGUAAAUUGUCCAAGUAUGGAUGCUUCCUUUCCUUGUGGUCUUUGGCCUCCGAAAUUGUGUUUCCUUAAUAUAGGAGGGUUGAAGAAGCCUAUCUCAGAGUGGGGUCCACAGAAUUUUCCAAACUCACUUGUUGAACUACAUUUAAGGAGCAUACCAUCGGAAGAUGUGAGUAAUUUUAGUCAAUUGUCCCACCUUCUUCCUUCAUCUCUUACUACUCUUGGCAUAAUUGGAUUUGAAAAAUUAGAAUCAAUUUCAAUGGGACUCCAACACCUCACCUCCCUCCAGCAUCUCUCCAUAUCCAAAUGCCCAAAGACGAAAGAUCUACCAGAAAAGUUGUUACCCUCACUUUUGUGUUUGAGGAUAUUUCUUUGCCCGAAUCUGAAAAAAAGUUGUAGCAGAAGAGGCUCCUACUGGCCCCUCAUCUCCCCUCUCCCCUGCUUCAACAUACACGGGUAA